Molecule: messenger RNA, 735 nt
Organism: Drepanopeziza brunnea f. sp. 'multigermtubi' MB_m1
Lineage: Eukaryota; Fungi; Ascomycota; Leotiomycetes; Helotiales; Drepanopezizaceae
Source: RefSeq, a predicted model, not a curated record
AUGUUAAUCAAGCACAGCAGAAGAAAGCAGUCUGUCAAGAUCAUGGAUCCCGACUGUGCCAUUUGCAGCCAGCCGGCUCUGGCUCAAUGCGAGUGUGAGGCCAAGGGUCUUGAUAUUGCUGUGCGGCAGGCCGAGCAGAGGAUGAUGACGAGUGUGUUUAAUGAUAUACGCGCCUGGGUCCGCGGUCAUGCCCAGGACUACAUCCUCUCCUACUUCAGCAUGCUCACAGCUCGGCGGAAAGACCUCCACGCCUCUACUAUCCACCGCGUCACCGAGCGCGCAGCCUAUUACUACCGCGCCCGUCCCCACCCGUCCGAGAUCGCGGCCGCAGACCUAGAACUCAAACGCGGCAUCGACGAGGACUGGAAGGCUUCCGUGCAGCGAUACCCUGAAGUUUUGGAAUAUUUUUACGGAUUGGUGGAUCUAAACCUGCCAGGAGACGAUGACCCAGGGGUGAGGGAUCCGCCGAUGAGUGCUCUCGGUGGUGUAGGCAUGGGAAGGGAGAGGGGCAGGAAAGUCAGACUGCGGGAACCGAGUGAGAUCGAGGAAAGGAGGACGGAGGAUAGGAGACGGCGGAGGAGGAGUAGAGGGGAGAGAGAUGGGUUAAUGGAGAGUAGGGAGAGGGUUAUGAGGGUCCCAGCGCCACCUACUGCUAUUGGGGAACGAGAUGGGGGGAGAGCACGGCCGGGCCCCAUUUACGCGCCGCCGCAUGUGGCUGGAUAUGGCUAUGUGUAG